Molecule: messenger RNA, 3438 nt
Organism: Musa acuminata AAA Group (dessert banana)
Lineage: Eukaryota; Viridiplantae; Streptophyta; Magnoliopsida; Zingiberales; Musaceae
Product: receptor-like protein EIX2
Exons: 1
Coding region: 231-3260 (1009 amino acids)
Molecular function (GO): protein binding
Source: RefSeq, a predicted model, not a curated record
CUACGGCACCCAAUUUCCAUUGGGUGUUGAAUGAUUCUCACCUCAGACGACUUUGACUACCAGCCGAAUAAUGACAUCUAUCUAUGGAUAUCCAGCACCCACCAAGUCCAUAGUCCUAAUGUUCAUGUUCACAAGAGGCUAGAGCGGAAUAUUAAUAUAAAUACACACACAUGGACUGCUGCCUGCCGCACGAGUAAUAAGAAGUUAGUUAGAUCCUCUAAUAUCCAUCCAUGGGUGAAAGAUCUCCUCUCCUUGUGAUCGUCAUCUCUCUUUCCGUGCUUUGCAUUGAUCUCGGGAUCUCGGAUGGUUUCUCCAUGAUCCGCUGUCAAGAGACAGAGAGGAAAGCCCUCAUGGAGUUCAAGCAACGAGUCCGUGAUCCUUCCCGUCGUCUUUCUUCCUGGGUUGGGGAGGAUUGUUGUAGUUGGGAAGGCAUCCGCUGCAGCAACGUCACUGGCCAUGUUAUCGAGCUCCACCUUCGCAAUAGACAUCGGUCGGAUGUUUCAUACAUGGAUUGCUCUGAGACUAACUUCGAUGAUGAUGAUGUUGGAUGCAGAUGGGCACUGCACGGUGGCAUAACUCCAUCAUUGCUUUCUCUCCAACACCUUAAUCAUUUGGAUCUUAGCGGCAACAACUUUGAAGGAAAUCGUAUCCCAGAGUUCUUGGGAUCCUUUGGAAGACUAACAUAUCUUAAUCUCUCAGGAGCAGGCUUCGGAGGUAAAGUACCUGAUCAGCUGGGAAAUCUCUCCACCUUGCACCAACUCGAUCUUUCUUAUAAUUUCUACUCGGAAGAUGAUUUUUAUAAAUUCUUAUACAUCGAAAACAUUGGAUGGAUCUCUCGUUUGACUUCUCUACAGCACCUUAACAUGAAUUGGGUUAGUUUUAGAAAUGUGUCCAACUGGUUACAAGCACUGAACGUGCUCUCUAGUAUUCAAGUGGUUGAAUUGGCUUAUUGUGGCUUGAGGGCCUUUCCCCCUUCACUACCACAUGUCAACUUCACAUCUCUUACAACUCUAAAUUUGUACGAUAACUUGAUCAACUCUACUGUGCCAGACUGGCUGUUUAACAUAACCAGCCUCGAGGUGCUUUCUCUUGGUUGGAAUUACCUCUACUGGCACACUCCUGAUUCUAUUGCCAAGUUGACAAAUCUCAGGUCACUCGACUUAUCUAGUAAUAUGUUCCACGACGGCUUCAGACCACAAGCUCUAUCCAACCUCUGCAAGCUCCAAAUUCUCUACCUAGAAGAGGUACCAAUCAACGAUAUGCUGUCCAAUCUAGAAUCGGUUUUCUCUGGAUGCCUAAUGUUUAGCUUAAAGGAAUUGGAUCUCCACGGCACCCAGUUGAGAGGUUCCUUGCCGGAUUGGUUGGGGAACUUCAAGAAUCUCAAGUCUCUUGAUCUUUCAAACAACUUCCUCUACGGAUCAGUUCCUGCAUCUCUUGGAAAUCUAUCAUCGCUGCAAUCUUUGUUUUUAUACUCCAACGAUUUGAACGGGUCGAUUUCAGAAGGCAUCGGAGGACUGAAGGGCCUUAUCAAUUUGGAUCUCUCUAAUAACUCAUUUCGCUUGUCAGAGGUCGACUUUGCUAAAUUAUCGAGUUUAAAGUUUUUGGACAUUUCUUAUAGCUAUAUUGAUUUGAAUAAAGGUGAUGACUGGAUCCCUCCUUUUCAACUUCAAAGUCUCUAUAUGACCUUUUGCCAAAUAGUGCCGAGGCCUCAUUUUCCGAAAUGGCUCCGAUUGCAAACAACUCUUCGUGAAUUAUCUUUAUCAAGUACAAGUAUCAAAGGAAGGAUUCCCAACUGGCUUCCUUCCUCUCUCGAGUAUUUGUAUCUUUCCAAUAAUGAGAUUAGCGGUGAUGUGCCACAAUAUCUUCCAAACCUAGUAGAUUUGGAUCUCUCAAACAACUCGCUGUCAGGCCAUCUUCCUCCAAGAAUCACAAACAUCAUGCCACAUCUUCAGUUUUUGGAUCUCUCAAAUAACUCAUUCUCAAGCCAACUUCCUCUAAGAAUCUCAAAUACAAUGCGAUAUUUAUAUUGGUUUGAUUUAUCUAUGAAUCAUCUGAGUGGGAGCAUCCCCUUGUCGUUUUGUCAAAAGAGGUUUUUGCAAGUGCUUCGACUUUCAAAAAAUAAUUUAUCAGGAGAGCUUCCUAAUUGCUGGAAAAAUUCCUCAAGUUUGUUUAUUUUGGACUUAUCGAACAACAAAUUCCAAGGAAGAAUUCCUGACUCUCUCAGCAAUUUGCAAAGCCUACAAUCACUGCAUCUGAGCAACAAUAAUUUAGUAGGGCAAAUUCCUCUUUCUUUAAAAGGUUGUACAAAUUUGGUUACUCUUGAUUUGGCUUACAACAACUUCAACGGAAAUAUACCAGCUUGGAUUGGGGAAAGCUUACCACACUUAAAGACUCUCAGCUUACGCUCGAAUGCCCUCACCGGAAGAAUUCCUGAACUAUCUCAUCUUACAUCUCUUCAAAUAUUGGAUCUCUCAAAUAACAAUCUUUCAGGAGCAAUACCACAUACCUUCAGCAACUUCAGUUCAUUAAAGAGGUCUUCUUCUUCAAGUGAUUUAUAUUUCAACAACUAUAGCUACGACGAUGAAAUGUGGCUCUUCAUAAAAGGGAGUGAACUCGAGUAUACUACAAGACAGCUUUCAUUUGAUAAAGUUAUUGAUCUCUCCAACAAUAGUUUAUCUGGCUUUAUUCCUGAGGAGUUGGGAAAUCUACAUGGAUUACGGAGCUUGAAUCUAUCUAGAAAUUACCUAACAGGGGAGAUACCGAGCAACAUUAAUGGAAUGCAACAAUUAGAAAUUCUUGAUCUCUCUAGAAAUAAUUUGUCUGGAGCGAUUCCUUCAACCUUGGCGGCGUUAAAUUUCUUGAGUUAUUUGAACUUGUCAUAUAACAAUCUUUCAGGUAGAAUUCCAACGGGUAGCCAAUUACAAACGCUUACAGAUCCAUCAAUCUAUGCCGGCAAUUCAGAUCUUUGUGGCUCUCCUCUUGCCAAAAUUUGUACGGAUGAUAUGCCAACAGAAGGUAAAGAAGAAGAGGAAAAUGAAAAUUCUAAGGAUAGACUUAAAAGUAUUUGGCUAUACAUGUGCCGUGCAGUAGGAUUUAUCGUGGGAUUUUGGACGAUUUGUGGAAGCAUCUUAUUGAACUCGAGAUGGAGGAUUGCUUACUUCCAAGCUAUUGAUAGCAUGUGUGAUAGGCUCUACGUGGUGCUGGUACUGAAUGUGGCGAUGUUCAAGAGGAAGCUACUGGUAGGAGGUCAAGUUGACUAAGCCGAUGGGAGCGUUCACCAUUAGUAUCAGGCAGUAUGUAUUGGGCUCAUGGUUUGCAUGUUUUUUCAUAAUCCACUGGUGACAUGAUUUUAAUUUUUGCAAGGACUAUCGAUUUGUCUUUCUGAAUUCUCUUAGCAUCAAAAUUUUAGUUCAUCAAAGUAUGAGUUCUCUUCCUAUA